Magallana angulata is the source of this 671-nucleotide messenger RNA. RefSeq lists its product as uncharacterized. Lineage: Eukaryota; Metazoa; Mollusca; Bivalvia; Ostreida; Ostreidae. The record is from RefSeq and is a predicted model, not a curated record. The coding region runs from base 16 to 615 and encodes 199 amino acids. The transcript is spliced from 4 exons.
AUAAUAAUAUGACAUAUGAGCUGCGGAUUUUUAUUUGACAAUAUAUUACUGAAUUUUAAUCACGUUCUAUACGGGAUCGGUCUUGCAAAUACUAUAUAUAGGUUGCAGGGACAAACAAGUUUUUAUUUGUAUCAAGGGCAUUUAGCAAGAUUCAAUAUGACUGGACUAUAUGCUGUUCUUGGGCUUGUUGCUUUCAUUUUGAUUGACACGGCCAGUGCCAGGAGUAAGUACCGUAUCGUGGGGUACAACUCAAGGGUCACUUCCUGGAAGGAUGCACGUGACGCGUGCCGCCGGACAAGAGGCUGGGACCUGGCUAAGAUUGAGAACAGGCAGGAGAACGAGGCCUUGAAAUAUCUCCUCGCCACGGAAUGCAACAACGGAGGUGAUGGGUGGUUCAUUGGCGGGAGGUCCGAAAAUGGCGUCUGGAAAUGGGCAGACAACUCAGAUAUGCUGUUCGAUGACUUCCCUCCCGUGCGCUCUUCUAUAAAUGGUGCCCGACCAACGUCCACGGUGAUCAAUUACGCCGUCAUAUUCAAGGGAGAUUACCAGUGGGGAUAUGUGGCCCCUCGACCUACUCCCAGAAUGGGCUACGUCUGUGAAAACAUGAACUGUUAAAAUUGUAAUUGUUAAAAUUGUAAUUGUCCAAUAAUUGUCAAAAUUGUAAUUGAUCC